AGUUCUCACUUCUCAUAUCUCAAUGGCCUAAGUUCAUCAAUUGAAUCGAAGCGGUGGUGCCCAAUUAGAGCUUUAGAACUCGCAGAAUCAGAAAAUGGGUUGGUCGUACCCUGAAAUAGCAAUCGAAGAUUUAAUGACGUUGAUCAAAAACUACAUUGAUAUGUUGAUUCUGGCGUCAGGGUAUCAAUCAACUGGCCGUCUCGCGAUUUGGGACUCCAACAACAUCAACAGAUCAUUGCAAUGGGCUCUCUUUCUAGAGAAUGUGAUGAAGGCUCUACUCAGUUCAGCUGAUUAUGAAGAAUCUGUUGAAGAGCUUGAUGCUCUUUUACAUGAGUUAACACUGGAUCCUAAUUUUCCUCAGGGUCUCGCUCAUUUGUCAUGUGUAACGCUUGUUAGAGCGAAGGAUCUUAUGUUAGAGCAUCUGAUUCAUACCUUUCCCCUGAGGGAGUCUCAUUUAAAAGCUAUAACUACAGCAUCUGUUGAGAUGGACAUUAGCAAUCUUAAGAGGAGAGAAAGCAAUGGCCUUGAUAUUUAUCUUGAAAAAUUAAUGCUGCUUCCCUCAAAUGGACCCAACUUAAAUGAGAGCAGAAAUUUUGAAGAACAUGACGAUUGGGGGGAUGGUGAUUUUAGUGUGACCACUAUCCAGAAACUUGGGAUAAGGCAAUCUGCAGUAUCAUGCUCAACUGUAGCGGAGGCUGGGUUGGAAAAUAUCUGGAAAACUCUAAGAAAAAAAAUGCAUGAUGAGCUUGGGAGUACGUCAAACUCAGAGCCGCUGAAGCAGUCCACAAUAGGCGAGGAGCUGCCACUUGAAUCAGAUUACUGGAAUCGCUGGAGAGCAAGAAGCCUGUCAUAUAUGCUUGAUAAGCGGACCAUAAGGAUGAUUUCUGGUGCCAGUCUGAUUUUUUCUGCACCAGAAGGCCAAUGGACACAAGUGUUAGAACGAUUAAAUCUCCCAGCUCAGAAUGAUGGUAUCAGUGAAAUGAUAGAGCUCUUGUUGCUAGGAUGUGUAGUGAAUAAAUGGAGCGCUCUACUUGAGCAUCUGAUGUCUGUUUCAUAUGAGUUCCCUGCCAUAUCAAAGCUCUAUCACGAAGUGAUCAGCUUACCACCAGGAAAGUCUCAGAACUUUUGUCAGAAUGAGGGCCUGAUGAAUUCUAAGGAAAAAAGUGUUGUGGACUGCUUAGAAGUUUUAUUAAGCAGUAAAGUGAACCAAUUGUGGCAACUACCCCCAGUCCUUGCAGCAACUGCAAUUCCUUCAUGGUCAAAGCUGUUCAGAUCUUAUCUCCAUGAGCUAGAAGGUCAGCUGAUAGGAAAUUCUUUGGCAACCAGUUGUCUAGCCGGCACACUGGAGCAUAGAGAAUGUCUGAUUAAUUCUAUCUUCAUAAAUAUCCGUGCACUCUAUUUAUUUAUUAUUUAAAUAUUUAAGUAAACAGGAAGCUCUAUCUGGCCACUUUGCUGCUCCUAUUUACUAUACUGAAAAUUCUGUAUGCUUUUUGUGCUUAAAAACUUAGUUCACAUUGUGCUACUCUUUCUAUCUGAUGCUUUUCACCUUUCAAACUGAAUUAUCAAAUGCUAUUGUGAACAGUAUGAAUGAUUAUCAGAGAAAACAAAUUUCAUCAAAAGUUGAAAACAUAUAAUAUCAAGAACAUCCAAGAAGUAGGUAGCAAGUUUCCCAGAAUAUUAAUACUAAUUAGACUUGUGUAUUUUAUAAACACUAAUAGGUAGGCCCUGACUCACGUCUGAAAUCGAACCUAGUGAGAGCACACUUGAAAUAUAAUUAAGUUGCCUUGCAUGUCACUUGAUUUACAGAUGAAAUAAAGUUCUGUCUCUAGCCUGGCCUAGAUUUCUGAGAUGAAAUUGCAUUUUUGUACAUUUUAGGUGGCUGGAUGAAUAUGACAUUGAAUAGCUUCAUUUCAUCUUGCUUUGCAUAUUGAAAAUGUUGAUAUGCAUAGUAAACAUAUAUUCCAUAAUUCUUUGUACUGUAUUUGUUAAGAAAUGUGUGCUGGAGUCUCAAAAUCUGAUAGUUAUUGUUGAUAAUA
Molecule: messenger RNA, 2036 nt
Organism: Salvia splendens (bonfire salvia)
Lineage: Eukaryota; Viridiplantae; Streptophyta; Magnoliopsida; Lamiales; Lamiaceae
Exons: 8
Coding region: 95-1414 (439 amino acids)
Biological process (GO): interstrand cross-link repair
Cellular component (GO): Fanconi anaemia nuclear complex
Source: RefSeq, a predicted model, not a curated record